Molecule: messenger RNA, 489 nt
Organism: Durusdinium trenchii
Lineage: Eukaryota; Dinophyceae; Suessiales; Symbiodiniaceae
Source: the annotation of a GenBank genome assembly
AUGAAGCUCAUGCUUUCAAAUUGGACAGGCAAAACUCUCAACGUCGCUGGUUGGAAUCGGUGGACAGAGGAGGACAACCUCCAGAUGACUGAGCUGCCAUCCGGGCUGAAAUAUGCCGAUGUGCGUGUGGGCACGGGCGACAACCCAAAGCCUGGCACCAAGGUCACCAUCGACUACGUCAUGAUGACCACCGGCGCGCGCUAUGGAAACAAGAUUGACUCGACGAAGGACCGCGAGGCGCCGUAUAGCUUCGUCCUGGGCGACGCCUCGAUCAUCCAGGGCUUAUCGGAGGCGGUCUCCACCAUGCGCGAAGGCGGCAUCCGACGCAUCGUCAUCCCACAAAGCCUGGGCUUCACCGAUGGGUCAAAGCAACCCGUCCCACCCAACUUCGCAGAGUUCCAACGUUUUCGGAAUAUUUAUCUUAAUCCCAACCGUGUCUAUCAGCCGGAUCUCGUGAUGGACGUGAAAUUGUUUACGUUUUCCAAGUGA